Messenger RNA from Entelurus aequoreus (snake pipefish), 1014 nucleotides. RefSeq names its product mitochondrial ribosomal protein S34 (gene mrps34). The coding region runs from base 197 to 820 and encodes 207 amino acids. The record is from RefSeq and is a predicted model, not a curated record. The transcript has 5 exons. Gene Ontology annotation, molecular function: structural constituent of ribosome. Gene Ontology annotation, cellular component: mitochondrion; mitochondrial small ribosomal subunit. Lineage: Eukaryota; Metazoa; Chordata; Actinopteri; Syngnathiformes; Syngnathidae. Gene Ontology annotation, biological process: mitochondrial translation.
UAGAGUAGCCGUCCUCCUAGGAACCAACCUUUAACAACAUGAGUUCUCACACGGAGCCUUCUGCGUCCGGACCAAUAUUCCGGAAGUAGCUGAGUGUGUUUGCGGAGGUUAAUUCAAGUUGUCCUUCUUGUCACUAACUAGCAGCUAGCAGGUCAUUCAAGUUGUCCUUCUUGUCACUAACUAGCAGCUGACCGUGAUGGUAAAGAAGAAGAGGCUCCAGCUCAUAGCGGACAUGGCUCGGAAGAUCCGAGCAUAUCGAGAAUGGAAAAACCGCCCGCGUGAAUCCCAGAAGUACGCGUUGGACUAUGAGACCAUGACGCGGCCUCACACGGGGAAGAUGCUGCCCGUGCUGGCUUGGCCGGACGUCCGGCGAGAAAGCCGCCUCUUCUCGCUGCUGACCGGUAUGAAGAUGUUCGGAAUGGGCCGCCUCUUCACCCGCAAGUCUUGGCUGGAGGACCACACGGAGCCUAGUUACUGGACGCUCACCAAAGUGAAAGUGGACUACACAGCGCAGAAUAUGGAUCAUGGCAGGGCCUGGGGCAUCCUCACUUACAAAGGAAAAGUGGAGAGUGAAGUGCGAGAAAUAGACAAGGUGAUGUACCACGACUGGCGCCUCAUUCCCAAACACGGCCAGCAACCAUUCCAGGACUUUGUUCCUCUGCCGGAGCCGCCCGUGCGUCACGUGCCAUACCCACCUCUGCUGCGUGCCAUCAAGCUGGCAGCAGUGCGGGGGGAGGAGCCUCUGCUGCCUCUGGAGAGAGACGUGACGCUCACCAAGGAGUAUUUCCAGAGUCAAGACCAAGGCAAGGAGGCAAUGUGAGGGGGGAGGAGCCUCUGGAGAGAAACGUGACGCUCACCAAGGAGUAUUUCCAGAGUCAAGACCAAGGCAAGGAGGCAAUGUGAGGGGGGAGGAGCCUCUGGAGAGAGACGUGACGCUCACCAAGGAGUAUUUCCAGAGUCAAGACCAAGGCAAGGAGGCAAUGUGACGUCUGUUCAAUCCUAUUAAAAGUAAGA